Cylindrotheca closterium is the source of this 1308-nucleotide messenger RNA. Lineage: Eukaryota; Bacillariophyta; Bacillariophyceae; Bacillariales; Bacillariaceae. The record is from the annotation of a GenBank genome assembly.
AUGAAAAACAAACAUGACAAUAGGAAACUAUUAAUGUGCCUCCUCCUUCCAUUUGCGGCAGCCGUGGUAAAUUUCAGCUUGUCAUUCCUAUUGGUAACUCAUAACGACAAUCAUGGCAAUCUUAACUCUCAUGAUCCGUCAUUGAGCAACACUAAGAACAGUCCAGGAGAAAAGAUUGGCAACCCAUUAAAAAACAAGCGAUUACGGCUACUUCUUGCCAAAACAAUUUCUACGCGAGAUGUGGACGAUACCGUGCAUGACAUCAAGAGCAUACAGAUGCAGCAUUCCGAGGAUUUUCACAUUGAAUGGAAGGUAUUCUGCUACAAGAAUGAGACCUACCAAAGCAUUCUAUCAACAUACAGCGAAGCCGCAUGGAAAGAGCAGUUCAAUACUGAAAUUCAUUUCUGGCCCGGCAAGAAUAAGAUCAAUUUUUGGCACAGGUUUCUCAAGCCAGAAUUGAUCCCAGAUUACAUUGACUACCUGUGGAUGAUGGACGGCGACAUUCGGUUGCGGAAUAUGGCAUGGGAUUGCUUCUGGGAUACUGCCCUCACCUUCAAACCUGCAAUUUUCGCCCCUACCAUCAUGUCAAGUCUCAGCUACAAGACCGAACGACGGAAGCUCUACACUGGGUCGACGCAUCCACACCAGUGCUACAAUACCUCGUACAUUCCUCAAAUCAAGAACGACUUUCAACGACUAGUGGCAAUGGAUGUUUGGGUGAUUGAAAUUCAGUUGCCAGUUUUCAAUGUGGCAGCAUGGGAAACAAUAUAUAAGGUCUUUUCAGAGAAUGUACCAGGAUGGGGAGACUUUGAGUCCAUGUGGGGUCCCGACCUGUAUUGGUGUAAGUUGGUGGAUCAUCAUUUGUUGAACGUGAAGGAUACGGAACGGGAACGACUACAAGGCCGACCAAGAAUGCAUUGGGAUGAUGUGAAAGAAACCUGCUCCUUUGACGAUUCUGUAAAAUAUCCAAUCGACGAAGGACUGUAUCUUGACAAUACGGGACCAUCAUCAGCGUCGUCGUCGUCGUCGUCAUCAUCAUCCGGUCCUCGACAACUGCCGCAUGCCUGCAUGAUUAUGCAUUCGACUCCCGUGGAGCAUCUGGACACCAAAACCAUUGAUUCACAUUUAAAAGGGCCCAAUAAAGUUGGCCCCCAAGACGAAGCCCAGUACCAAGAGGCAUUUCCAGAAUUUGUGGCUCGAUUGAAUGCGGCCCACCGGCAUGUCUACCGCGCCUAUUUCUCCGACGACCCAGAACGAUACAACUGUCAAGCUUGCAAACAUGCUGGUUGUCUGACUGAAAGUGAUUGA